AUGUUAGGCACAGAUAAUUUAUUGGAGGGUAACAAGACGCAAGAAUCAGCGUUUCAAAAAUUAGCGGUUAGUGAAUCAGCUGGGCGAGAACGUCCUAAACAAGUGAGCAGCACAGAUACGAUGACUCACGCGCAGCCGUGCUCGGUGCAAGCGAGCGACGAACACACGACCACGAAGGCCGCAGUACCUUUGCAACGAUCGUUAGCCGAAAUUGCCCGCGGCUGA
Parnassius apollo (apollo) is the source of this 225-nucleotide messenger RNA. Lineage: Eukaryota; Metazoa; Arthropoda; Insecta; Lepidoptera; Papilionidae. The record is from the annotation of a GenBank genome assembly.